AUGCGGGCAGUGCAGAUGCUGGGCUCAGCUCUGUCUCUGUGCGGUCUCGCUCCUCCCUGCAGCAGCAGCAGCAGCAGCAGCAGCAGCAGCAGCAGCAGCAGCAGCAGCAGCAGCAGUAGAUGCAAAAACAGUCCGCGGCAGAGGCGCUUUGAGCGGGAACAAAUCACCGGCGUGGACAAAGAGGCCGCGGGGAUGGACGCUUCUAAAGCACGGAACUGGAGUCACAGAAAGUGGAACGGAGCAAGUCGCUCCCCGGCACGAGGACACGAGCAGCGCUUUAACCAUUCACCAAAAUGCCUGGAGAUAUUGCUAAAGGAAAGAAGGCCUUCGUUCAAAAGUGUGCCCAGUGCCAUACUGUUGAAGACGGUGGAAAGCAUAAGGUUGGUCCAAACCUGUGGGGUCUGUUUGGCCGUAAAACAGGCCAGGCAGAAGGCUAUUCUUACACAGACGCCAACAAAAGCAAAGGCAUCAUUUGGGAUGAAGACACCUUGA
This is a messenger RNA of Knipowitschia caucasica, 492 nucleotides long. NCBI's taxonomy places the organism in Eukaryota, Metazoa, Chordata, Actinopteri, Gobiiformes, Gobiidae. The record is from the annotation of a GenBank genome assembly.